Molecule: messenger RNA, 2850 nt
Organism: Medicago truncatula (barrel medic)
Lineage: Eukaryota; Viridiplantae; Streptophyta; Magnoliopsida; Fabales; Fabaceae
Product: low-temperature-induced 65 kDa protein
Exons: 6
Coding region: 83-2572 (829 amino acids)
Biological process (GO): response to stress; response to abscisic acid
Source: RefSeq, a predicted model, not a curated record
UUCAUGUUUUGUUUCUCUCUAUAAAGUAGAACCUUUUGUUCUUCUACAUUAUAGCAGUUUCUUUUCUUCACAAUUUAUAAUCAUGGAUUCAAGAGUUGUUCAUAGUCAUGUGGAAGGGGAGAACGAUGAACAAAACUCACCUAACGUUGAACCAUAUCCAGUGACACUGACACAUGGACCAGAAGAGCCCACUAAUUCUGAGCCUGAGCCUGAGAAGAAGUCUGUUAUGAGUAGGGUGAAGGCAAAGGCUAGGAAAGUUAGGGACAGUAUUAAGAAGCAUGGUCAGAAUGUAUUUGAUCAUGGUAGUGGACAUGACACUGAAACUCAGCAUAUUCCUGAUGAUGAUGGUGACUUGGAUGAGGAUAAACCAAUAGUUCAAGACCAAAAAAAUCGUGAAGUACCAAAUUAUGACAGUGAAGAUGUUAAGAGUGCUACGCCUACACCUGAAUCUGAGAAAGUUGAAAAUUUAGGAAAUUCAGGAAUUGGUUUUGAAGGUACAAAAUUUACAGGACAAGAACCUCAUCAUGCUCCACUAGUUGAAGGUGUUUCUUCAACCACUGAAACCACCGACAAGGCCGAAACAUUUGUUCUGGAAGAUAAGGUAGAGAAACGUGAGGCCAAUUUGGAGAGGCAAAUAGACUUGGAGGAAGAUUCUCAAGAACAAGGAAGUAGAGCUGAGGCAUAUACUUUUCCCACUUACCAAACCAAAGACACUAAUCCAAAUGAGGAAGGAAGUGAUGAAAUAAAAGACAUAACACCACUCGAGGAAUCUCUUGAGAGAAUGAAUGUGCAUGACGAGUCAAAACCUACCACAGAACCAAAAAUCCAGUCAUAUGUUGCUGACACUGAAUACCCUUCUGAUGUUAAAAGCCAUGAUCAGUUUGUGCCACACUUCACUGAUGCAACAAAAACUCAGAAUGAAUAUCCUCAGGAAACAUUGUCCACAGAUAUCAAUAGAGACCAGAAAAUUUUGGAGGAAGAUUCUCAAGAUCAAGGAAGUAGAACUGAGACUUAUAUCCAUCCCAAUUAUCAAACCAAAGACACUGAUCCAAGUGGUGCUGAAAGUAAUGAAACAAAAGACAUUACACCGCUUGAGGAAUCUCUUGAGAGAAUGAAUGUGCAUGAUGAUGAACCAAAUCCUACCACUGAAACAAAAAUCCAGCCAUUUGUUACUGACAUUGAAUACCCUUCUGCUGCUGGAAGCCAUGAUCAGUUUGCGCCACACUUCGCUAAUGCAACAGAAACUCAGAAUGAAUAUCCUCGGGAAACAGCAUCCACAGAUAUCAAUAUAAACCAUGAAAUUCCCUCAGAAACUGAAAAAUCUUUCAACGCCGUCACAAAUACUGUUGGAAAUCAAUCUGAUGCAACAGAAAUUCAGAAUGAAUAUCCUCAAGAAACAACAUCCGCAGAUAUCAAUAGAAACCAUGAAAUUCCCUCAGAAACUGAAGAAACUUUCAACACCUUCACAAACGAUGGUGAAAAACAAGCAUAUUAUGACGAGUUAGUGGAGAUGCAAUCAAAAAGUCACACAGAUGAAGUUGAUGUAAUCUCUUCUGGAACAAAAGUUGAUAAAACUCUCCCUUUUGAAAAUGAUGAAACUUCUAAGCUCAGUAAUGAUGGUACUAGCACUGGUAGUAAUGAGGGAACUGGAACUCAGAAUGAAUAUCCUCGGGAAACAGCAUCCACGGAUAUCAAUAUAAACCAUGAAAUUCCCUCAGAAACUGAAAAAUCUUUCAAUGCCGUCACAAACACUGUUGAAAAUCAAUCUGAGGCAACAGAAAUUCAGAAUGAAUAUCCUCAAGAAACAGUAUCGUCAGAUGUCAAAAGAAACCAUGAAAUUCCCUCAGAAACUGAAGAAACUUUCAACACCAUCACAUACAAUGUUGAAAAUCAAUCUGAUGCAGCAGAAACUCAGAGUGAAUAUCCUCAAGAAACAGUAUCCACAGAUAUCAAUAGAAACCAUGAAAUUCCCUUCGAAACAGUAUCGACAGAUGUCACAAACACUGGUGAAAAACAAGCAUAUUAUGACGAGUUAGUGGAGAUGCAAUCAAAAAGUCACACAGAUGAAGUUGAAGUAAUCUCUUCUGGAACAAAAGUUGAUAAAACUCUCCCUCUUGAAAAUAAAAAUGAUGAAACUUCUAAGCUCAGUAAUGAUGGAACUAGCAUUGGUAGUAAUGAGGGAACUGAAACAAAAAAUGGAGACAAAGGGGCUUCUGUGAAGGACUAUCUGGCUGAGAAGCUAAGGCCUAGUGAAGAAGAUAAGGCACUUUCUGAGGUGGUUUCAGAAGCUUUACAUAAAGGGAAAGAAGAGCCAUUGAAAAAAGAAGAUGGAAUAUUGGCUAGUGAGGAUGAGAAGUCAGAGAAAGUUCUUGAAGAGAGCAAUGCGAAUAGUUCAGGAAAAGGAAUGGUUGACAGGGUUAAGGAUUAUUAUGGAUCUUGGUUUGCUAAACCUGAGGAGAAUCAAUCACCACAGGGUGUAGGCAUUGGUGAAGACUUAUCAAAGAAUAAAGAUCAUGUUGCAGAAGUGGAACAAGUUGGCAAAGGUGUGGAUGAAGGAAGGACACAUGAGUAAUCCAACUGAAGAUCAAGAUACCAGAAUAAAUUUCUCUAUAAAUAAUAAUUUUUUGAAGUGAUUCUGUUACUUGUAAUUAGAUAGUUUGUUCAUUGUUGUUAUAAAAUGUGUAAGUUUGUUGUAUGGCUGUGGAAAUUACUAUUGUUUAUUUUAUUUUGACAAUACUAUAUGCUAGUGUUGUAAAGCUGUACGUUAUGAGAUAAGAUUUUUAAAAAAUGUAUUGAUAUAUGAUUGUACUGUGCAUUUUUAUUUUAAUCAAUAGUGUGAAAUUCAUACUU